Caenorhabditis briggsae is the source of this 1590-nucleotide messenger RNA. RefSeq names its product Protein CBR-PSF-1 (gene Cbr-psf-1). The transcript has 7 exons. Gene Ontology annotation, biological process: regulation of DNA-templated transcription. Gene Ontology annotation, molecular function: RNA binding. The record is from RefSeq and is a predicted model, not a curated record. Lineage: Eukaryota; Metazoa; Nematoda; Chromadorea; Rhabditida; Rhabditidae. Gene Ontology annotation, cellular component: nucleus. Bases 1 to 1590 code for a protein of 529 amino acids.
AUGAGUGGAAGAAGAGAUAACCGUCGUUCGAACGGAGGACGCGAUGAUGGAAGAGACCACCAGAAGCGUGGAGGAGGAGAUGAUAAACGUAGUGGUGGUGGAAACAGCUCUCGUAGCGGUGGCGGCGGUGGUGGAAGCCGAGGUGGAGCUGAACGCGGAAUCGCACCGGCCCAACAGCCAUACGAGAGCAGUGGUCAUAGAAGCGGCGGCGGUGGUGGAGGUGCUGGAAGAAACAACGGAGCCGCUUUCAAUGGUGCCGCAUUCUCGGAAUCUCAAUUGAUGGACGAGGUGCCAAAAAAGAAGUUCACCGGAAGAUGCCGUCUUUUCGUCGGAAAUUUGCCGAAUGAAGUUAAAGAAGCCGAGCUCAAGGAGCUGUUUUCUCCACAUGGAGAUAUCGCAGAGUGCUAUCUCUCUGGAAAAGGAUUCGCGUUCUUGAGACUGGAUACUCGUGCUCACGCGGAAAGUGCCAAGGAAGCCAUCGACGGUCGUAUCAUACAUGGCCGUCAAGUACGUGUCCGUUUUGCUGUUCAUGGAGCGGCGAUCAGAGUCAAAGAACUCUCGCCAACCGUCUCCAACGAGAUGCUCUAUCACGCGUUCUCUCAUUUUGGAGACGUCGAAAGAGCCGUUCAUAUUGUUGAUGAGAAGGGAAGACCGACGGGAGAAGGAAUCGUCGAGUUCGAGAGAAAACCGAAUUGUAACGAAGCGAUGGCGGCGAUCCGUGAAAAAGUUUUCCUUCUGACUGCGAGCCCAAAACCGCUCAUUUGUGAAGUGUUGGAGCCAAGAGACGAAGACGAUGGACUGGCUGAGAGAAUGAUCCCACGAACACCGGGUCUCUCGAAGGAACGUGAGCUCGGACCUCGGUUCCCCGCUCAGAACAGCUUCGAAUAUGUGUACGGAAUGAAAUGGAAGGAACUGUACGAUGUGGAGCAGAAACGUCGUGCAGCACUUGAUGAAGAGCUUCGUGACUCGCGUCGUCGACUGGAGGCCGACAUGGAACUCGCUUAUCAGGACUAUCAAGCUCAAAUGCUUCGUGAAGACCUCCAACGUCGCCAACAAGAGCUAGAGCGUCUCGAGGCUGCUCGUCGUGAACGAAUGCGUGGAAUCGGUGGGCCACCACAAGGAAUGCCAGGAGGCAUGCCGCCACCAGUCCAACCAUUCCACGGACAAGGCGGUUUCGUGGCCGGCGGACCGCCAGGAGGACCACCAAUAUUCCAACAACAAUUCCAGCAGCCACCACAAGGAAUGUUCCCGUCUGGAGUUCCACCACCAUUGAUGGGAAGUGCCGGAGAUUUGAGAGGAGACUUGAGAGGCGAUAUGAGAGGCGAUCUGAGAGGAGCGCCUCCAGGAGGACCACCACAAGGAAUGCCUGGAGGACCAGGAGGCAUUCUUCAGAAUCCACACGGUAGAAGUAAUAUGAUAGAAGGAGUUCAACGGUUGCUGCAGAUUUUCAAGAGUGAUAAUGGGCCACCAGGCAUGCCUGGCUGUGACUUCCCACCACAACAAGGACCACCAGGAGGAAUGUUCGGAGGAGGAGGCGGAGGACCAUACGGAGAUGGAGGCUUUCCACCAGAGAAGAAACAGCGUCGAUGA